Messenger RNA from Mercenaria mercenaria, 572 nucleotides. RefSeq names its product bis(5'-nucleosyl)-tetraphosphatase [asymmetrical]-like. The record is from RefSeq and is a predicted model, not a curated record. Bases 32 to 478 code for a protein of 148 amino acids. Gene Ontology annotation, biological process: ATP biosynthetic process; AMP biosynthetic process. The transcript is spliced from 2 exons. NCBI's taxonomy places the organism in Eukaryota, Metazoa, Mollusca, Bivalvia, Venerida, Veneridae. Gene Ontology annotation, molecular function: bis(5'-nucleosyl)-tetraphosphatase (asymmetrical) activity.
UCUUGAUAGACGCUCAUUGGGUAGAAGAGGAAUGGCUACCACAGUAAAAAAGACUGUUGUUGCUGCCGGUUUGAUUAUAUUCAGACGUGUUUCUAAAGAAAUACAAUACUUAAUGUUACAGGCGUCGUAUGGAGAUUUUCACUGGUCGCCACCAAAAGGUCAUGUUGACCGAGGAGAGACUGAGAGGCAAGCUGCAUUAAGAGAAACAGAAGAAGAAGCUGGAAUUACAGUUGACCAACUGCAUCUGUAUGAAGACUUUAGAACAGAUUUACACUAUACAGUGAGAGGAAAACCAAAAACUGUGAUUUACUGGUUAUCUGAGCUAAAAAAUCCUGACUUUGCUGUGAAAUUGUCAAAGGAACAUAAAGACUUUAAGUGGUUAGACUUGAAAGACGCUUUAGAAAUAGCAAAGUAUGAGGACUUGAAAGAAGCAUUAAACAAAGCUCACGAUUAUAUAGCAACUUCCGUAGCCUCAUAAUAGAUACAUGUAUAAUGUGGACAUGAAAAAUAAACAUCCAGCACAGCUCAGGAUGAGAUCUCAGACUCUCCUCAUACAUGUAUUUGAGAAGAUA